UGCACUGUCUCAGCUUACUUUUCACCCUCGUUCCCCUUGCACCUGUAAUUAUCCUCCUCACAUGCCCAGCCCGCCCUCUUCCUCCUCCUCCUCCUCCUCCCCAACCUCAGUAGUACUGUUCAUGUCACUCACUCUUUACUCGCCAUUUAAUCGUUUCACUCACGCUCUCACAUGGCGCCCCAUUAAUAUAUAGCACCACCACUCCCCGCUCCAAGCUCCAACAACAAUAGAAGCUCAACCCAAGGCCACACACACUCUAGCUCUGAAGCUCACUCAGAAGGACACCUUCCUCGCUGUGUUUGCCUAGCCUGAACAUUGCCGUCCGUCCAUGUCGAGCAAGUCGUCGAGGAGGAGCGGCUUCACGCUGCGGCAGCCGCCGGUGGUGGACAUCGGCUGCAACUGCCGGCGUCCGAAGCUCUUCUCCCUCUUCUCCUCCUCCUCCCUGCCGUUCCGUGGCGGCGCCGGGGGCAAGCCCAAGUCGCCCACCAACGCUUCCUCCAGCUCCACGACGACGGCGUUCACGGCCACCACCGUGGGCGGGCUGAGCGGCACCACGGCCACGACCUCCACCGACUCUGCCUCCUGGGGCCCCGCGUCCUUCACCAACAACUCGCUCUACGAGGACCCGCCGUCGGCGCACCGCCGCCAGCCGGCGCCGGAGCAGCCGGAGACGAGGCGGCGGCGCAGGCAGCAGCAGCGGCGCCGGCGCAGGCGCGCCGAGCAGCAGGAGCAAGAGGAGGCUGCGGCCGCGGCGUACGGGCGCGUGGCGAGGGAGAGCGUGCCCGUGGCCGUGGAAUCGGCGGAGCCGUACGAGGACUUCAGGGAGUCGAUGGUGCAGAUGGUGGUGGAGAAGGAGAUCUACGCGUGGGACGACCUCAACGACCUCCUCCACCAGUUCCUCACGCUCAACUCGCCGCGCCACCACCCGCUCAUCCUCCACGCCUUCGCCGACCUCUGGACCCGCAACGGCCUCUUCUCGCCUCCUUCCCCUUGCCAGUUCUAGCUAGCUGCCCUCACUCAGUGCUCUGCCCCUGCCCUGCCCUGGUCAAUCAAAUCAACCAACCAGCAUUACAACGCCACGGCGCCAUGCACGCACGCACUCGAUCACCUAUAUCACCAUACUAUUAUUACUACUACUACCGUUUAGUGUUGUGUAACCACUAGUGUUAAUUACUGCUAGCACCAGCUGAUCACCAGGUUUGUUAACUACCAUGGCCGGCCGGGAGGAUUAUUAAUGGAGAUCCCGGCGAGGCGUGCGUCCAGUCUUCAGCUCAAGCUAAGCUGAAACGCUACGCACGAUGAUGUACUAGCUCCAAUGUGAUGUACUUCAAUAGUUCGACCGAUUCAUGUAAUGUAAUGAUGCGCGCGCGUGGCGCCGUGGCGGUGUAAUGAUAUACUACCAGUACUUGUUGUGUUUGA
Molecule: messenger RNA, 1419 nt
Organism: Brachypodium distachyon (stiff brome)
Lineage: Eukaryota; Viridiplantae; Streptophyta; Magnoliopsida; Poales; Poaceae
Product: transcription repressor OFP8
Exons: 1
Coding region: 329-1003 (224 amino acids)
Biological process (GO): negative regulation of DNA-templated transcription
Source: RefSeq, a predicted model, not a curated record